UUGGCUGGGCUCAUCGACUUACUCCUCGCUUCUGGCAAAUAUAGCGACCGUCUCGUUGUUGCGGCAGUCGUCCUUGUCCGGCGAGUAUCUCCUUCAGGAGCACGCGAUACGUGGUCGUGCAAUCUCGCGCACCCUUUACUCCUACCCUUCUGACUGCCCAACACUUGGACGUCAAAGUCGUCAAAUCCCAUCGCAAUCAUGGCGCCAGCUGCUGCCCCAGAGCCCACGUUCAAGAAGGACGAGAAAGUCUUUUGUUUUCAUCACGAGCUCCUGUAUGAGGCCAAGGUUCUCGAAGUCCGGCCGGUCGAGGGCGACGAGAAGAAGAAUGGCUUUGAGUACCGGGUGCACUACAAGGGCUGGAAGAACACCUGGGACGAUUGGGUUCCCGAGGAUCGGCUUCGCAAGCUCACACCCGAGAACCGUGAGUUGGCUAACAACUUGAGACACGAAAUGCUGGCUGCUCAGCGCGCCGCAAGAGCCCAACCUGCGCCUGCUAAGAAGAAGGCACAAGGCUCGGUGCGGGGUAGCGAAGAGCGACAAAGCUCUGUCACUGCUGCACCGCGCGGCCAAAAGAGGGUUCGUGACAACGACCUGGAAAAGGAAGAGACGUUCCAGAAUAAGCUUGCAGUGAGAAUCUACAUGCCAGACCGGCUGAAGAGUCUCCUAGUUGAUGACUGGGAGAACAUUACCAAGAACCUACAGCUGGUGCAGCUGCCGUCAGCGCAUCCGGCGGGUGUCAUCCUGGAUGAGUAUCACAAGUACGCGAUACAAACCGGAGCCCGCAGCAGCACUGAACGCGACAUUCUUGAAGAGGUCAUUGCGGGUCUCAAAGAGUACUUCAACAAGAGUGCAGGUCGUCUGCUGCUGUACCGUUUUGAGCGGGAGCAGUUCUACGACAUCUGGACGCGCAUCCAGCACCCAACUGACGAGCUCGCCGGCAAGCCGCUUGUUGACAUCUAUGGUGGCGAGCACCUUUUGCGCCUUUUAGUCACCAUGCCUGAACUUAUUGCCCAGACCAACAUGGAUCACCAGGCCGUCACUCGCCUGCGCGAAGAACUCAGCCAGAUGACGACGUGGUUGUCCAAGGACGCGCAGAUCAACACCUUCUUUGUGCCCACGUAUGAGAGCCCUGGACAAGCCUACAUCGACAAGGUCAAGUCCAGCACGUAAGGUGUGGCCGGUCCCAACUCUAACGAAUGUGAGGGCUUGAUGGUGUCGACCCCGUUUCCCUUUU
Exserohilum turcica Et28A is the source of this 1234-nucleotide messenger RNA. RefSeq lists its product as uncharacterized. Gene Ontology annotation, biological process: regulation of DNA-templated transcription; chromatin organization. The transcript has 4 exons. The record is from RefSeq and is a predicted model, not a curated record. Gene Ontology annotation, cellular component: nucleus; Rpd3S complex; NuA4 histone acetyltransferase complex. NCBI's taxonomy places the organism in Eukaryota, Fungi, Ascomycota, Dothideomycetes, Pleosporales, Pleosporaceae. The coding region runs from base 199 to 1170 and encodes 323 amino acids.